GUGAAAUCCAUCGGAAUCCGGAUUGGAUUGGAUUGGAUUGCGGCGUCCAUUCCAUCUCCAUCCGCGGUCGCCAUCGCCAUCACGAUCCUCCUCCCAGCGCCAGCACUCGCCGUGCUUUGCCCACCCCACCCCGUCCCUAUCGUUCUCCCUCCUGCACUUCUGCGAGGUUGGCGUAGACAGGUAUAGAACAGGAGAAACAGAAACAGGCUUACAGCCCCAGCCACGAUUACCAAGAGAGGCGGAGAUCGCGCUUCUCAAGUUUUCUCGUUCUUUCUCUCUCUCGACGGAUUAUCUGCACUACUAAUUUCUCUUACCGUCUUGCGGUUCCAUUGGGAUUGGAACAGGAACCACAAGAUCAAGGAAAACUCCAGCAACAAAUUGGCAACAUAAAACGAACAAACGUUGAUUGACUGGAAUCUUGAAUAAAGGCUACCUUUGAUUUGAUUUGGUUUGAUCGGCGGCCGCCGCCGCCGAUCUUGGCACGGAUGGCGCCGCCGCCGCCGUCGCUGGACUACUGGCGGGGGUUCUUCAGCGGCGCGCGCGCCAGCAUCUUCGACGCCAUCGACGCCGCCAUCCGGGUCGCCGCCGCCGACCACCCCGACGGCCUCCUCGCGCGCCGGGACGCCAUCGCCGAGCGCCUCUACACCGCGCUCAUCGUCCUCCCGCCGGCCGAGGCGUCGGGGCUCCCCGCCCCCGGCCCGCCUCUGCAGCACCAGCUGCUCCCGGAGGGCGCCGGAAGCGUCCCCAGCAUCUGCAGCUCCGACCGCACCACCGCCGCCCCACGCAGCGACAGCGACGACCCCGUCGUUGCCGAGGCCUUCCGCGUCAAGGCUGCGCUCUCCAACGCCCAAGAAAAGUCGGAGGCCGAGUUGCUCGAGCUGCUCGCGAGGCUGCGGCGGUUGGAAUUCACGGUGGACGCCAUCAUGGCUACUGAGAUUGGAAUGGCCGUGAAACCUCUGCGAAAGCACAGCUCGAAACAGAUUCGGCAGCUCGUCCGAUCGCUCAUUGAAGGUUGGAAGGCUAUGGUUAACGAGUGGAUGAGCAAUGGAGGUUCCAUUGUAGAUCAUACACCACAGUCGAUGGAUGAUUCUUGCCUGGAUCAGGAAGGAGGAGGUCUGCCUUCCCCUCCCAUGGAUGAGGCUGCCCUUUUCGCAACACCAUGUACUUCCAUCCUGCUAUCUGAGUUCUUCGAUGAAAUGGAUGAUGAUGGAAACAUUAGAAAGGAUGCCAAAGAGGGUGGGCAGUGUUAUCCGGCAAACCAAGAGGCAGUCAAGAAGCAGCCUCCUAUGGGCCAAUCGUAUGAUCCGGAGCAGAAUUGGAGGCUAGACCAGUCUGCUACAAGGCAAUCACGACUGAAUGAGCCUAUCAUCUGGCAUACGAGGCAGUCCAUCACAGGGACACAAGAAAAGCCAUCGAGUGCGGCAUUUGGUCUGGGGAGACCUCAGAUGUUGCAUUUGGUGCCAAAAUGUCCCAAAACUGGAGCCAAGCAGCAGCAAGAUACCUCACUGGUCCAAAGAAGACCAAAACCAUCUAUGCCUAAUCAACCAUCAAUUCAGCAUGAUGAAAAUUCAGUCCGGGCAAAGCUGGAGCUUGCAAAGGAUGCCAAGCUCGAGGCUACAAAGCGUAAGCUUCAAGAAGGUUACCAAGAAUUCAAUAAUGCAAAGAAGCAGCGGACGAUACAAAUGGUGGAUCCACAAGACCUACCCAAGCAAGGCAACCGAAACACACAGCUCAAUGGCAGGCCAAGGAACAAUGACACCAUGAACAUCCGGAAUCGUCUGGGCAUCCGACGCUGAUUCCAUCACGAAUUUUAGGUUUCAAUGCUUUUCGCCACUGCUUGCUGCUUAUGCCCUGCAUAUAUACCGGUCGAAAUCUUUAGUCCAAUACCAUACAUAACAACAGUAAGGCUUCUUUCGAAGCCAUGCUUUUGUGAAAACAGUGUCACCGGAGAUGCAUUACUGUCGCACCCCUAGCCUUGGGUCAUAAGUGGCCAAACUUGUAGAUAUAACAUUACAUAGCUCUAAAGUUAUAAUAUCAGUUCUGAUAUCUGAUA
This is a messenger RNA of Phragmites australis (common reed), 2053 nucleotides long. RefSeq names its product probable mediator of RNA polymerase II transcription subunit 26a. NCBI's taxonomy places the organism in Eukaryota, Viridiplantae, Streptophyta, Magnoliopsida, Poales, Poaceae. The coding region runs from base 486 to 1796 and encodes 436 amino acids. Gene Ontology annotation, cellular component: nucleus. The record is from RefSeq and is a predicted model, not a curated record. The transcript is spliced from 9 exons.